AUGUUAAAGCAGGAUCCAAAUGAAGAUACUAAAUGGAAUGACAUACUGAGACAUUUUGGAAUUCUUCCUCAAAAAGAAAAAAUGAAAGGUGAAAAUGAAGAAAUUCUUUUACACUUGUAGAAAGCAGUAGUGAAACCGUAUGAAAAAAUUAAUCUUGAGGAACUGAAGGAACCUGAAGAAGACUUUGAAGAGGCUGAUAGAAAUUUCUAUCCAGAUUAUGCGCAGCAAUGCUUGCAAGAAUAGAAGUAUCAUCAGAGGAGGCAAAAGUAUGGGGAGCUAAGAGAAAUUUGUGGAGAGCAGUAUGUACAGGAAGUUACAAAUGCUCCAGAGGAUGUUUGGGUCAUAAUUCAUCUUUAUUGAUCAAGCAUCUCAAUGUGUUUACUGGUUAAUGAAUAUCUCAGCCUGCUAGUCAGAAAGUUUCCAGAAGUCAAGUUUCUCAAAGCCAUUGUAAACAGCUGCAUUCAGAACUACCAUGACAGAUGUUUACCUACAAUACUUGUAUGCAAAACUGGUGAAAUAAAAGGCAGGUUCAUUGGAGUAGCUGAAUGUGGGGGAAUACAUCUUCAAGUGGAAGAGCUUGAAAGGAAACUAGGGCAAGUUGGAGCAAUAGAACUAACUCAGAACUCAAAAAAGAACACUAUAGAUAUGAUGACACUGUCUGCUCAUGAAGUCACCAGUACAAAAAGCAGUGAUAUGAUGAAACCAUCUAUUACUUGA
Chaetura pelagica (chimney swift) is the source of this 717-nucleotide messenger RNA. RefSeq names its product phosducin-like 2 (gene PDCL2). NCBI's taxonomy places the organism in Eukaryota, Metazoa, Chordata, Aves, Apodiformes, Apodidae. Gene Ontology annotation, cellular component: cytoplasm. The record is from RefSeq and is a predicted model, not a curated record. Gene Ontology annotation, biological process: protein folding.